UCUGCACUCGAAAUUCUGAGAGCCAAGCAAGUUAGAGUCCGGCAGUGGGUUGGCACUGUGGAGACCCUGGAGACCUUGCCUUUGGGCGACACCGGCGAUUACCCUGUCGGCGGCUUUCCAGAUACACUGUCGGAGGUGUGGUCAUCACAGGGACGCGCUGUGGCCCAAGGCCCUGGUGCCUGCGGAUUGUUGUAA
Molecule: messenger RNA, 195 nt
Organism: Ostreobium quekettii
Lineage: Eukaryota; Viridiplantae; Chlorophyta; Ulvophyceae; Bryopsidales; Ostreobiaceae
Source: the annotation of a GenBank genome assembly